Messenger RNA from Aspergillus puulaauensis, 1632 nucleotides. Its product is annotated as putative amidase. Lineage: Eukaryota; Fungi; Ascomycota; Eurotiomycetes; Eurotiales; Aspergillaceae. The record is from RefSeq and is a predicted model, not a curated record. The transcript is spliced from 5 exons. Bases 1 to 1632 code for a protein of 543 amino acids.
AUGGCCUUCCUGCUGUUGGUAGCUGGUGGCGGUGCAGUGACAUUUGCCCCUGAGCGCUGUGCGUUUCCGUCUUUGCUUAAUGUAACACAGAUUCAUCUCCAGAGAGGCCUUCGCCUGGGGUGCUUCACUAGUGCCGAUCUUGUUGAGGCCUCGUUUGCACGCAUUUCCGAGAUCAACUCAAUGCUCAACCCCGUUUUGGAGACAAACCCAGAUGCAUUGAAAAUUGCAGAACAGCGAGAUCGGGAUAGGCAGGAAGGCAAGACCUUAGGGCCCCUGCACGGGCUUCCAAUUCUUGUCAAAGACUUAAUAGGCACAGAUGACCAAAUGCAAACGGCAGCGGGUUCUUAUGCGCUGAUUGGAGCAAGAGUUCGAAGAGACGCUACUGUCAUUGCAAAGCUCAGAAGAAACGGCGCGAUCAUUAUCGGAAAGACAAGCCUAUCGGAAUGGGCAAACACUCGCUCGAUAUAUUCGACAAAUGGCUGGAACGCCAGAGGUGGCCAAACGUACGCUGCGUACGUUGAAAACCAGGAUCCAAGUGGAAGUUCUAGUGGGAGCGCCGUGGCAGUCGACUUGGGUCUCGCUUUUGCAGCAUUAGGAACAGAGACUAGUGGUAGCAUCAUCUAUCCUGCUGAAAGGAGCAACAUUGUCGGUAUCAAGCCAACAGUGGGCCUUACGUCGCGGCAUAUGGUGAUUCCUGUUAGUGAGCGUAUGGAUACAAUUGGACCGAUGGCCAGAACUGUCCGCGACGCAGCGUUAGUGCUACAGGCAAUUGCGGGUAAAGAUGCGAAUGAUAACUAUACUCUGUCCUCGCCAUUUCAUGGAAACCUUCCCAACUAUGCUGCAGCAUGCAACUUAACUGGUUUACAGGCAAAGAGAAUAGGAAUUCCCCGAAACGUUCUCAGUAUUCUACCUCACAUCUUCGGCACAGCAGCCGACCCCAUUAUAGGCUCGUUUGAAAAAGCCGUUGCAACGAUUAGGGAGGCAGGUGCAACUAUCGUCGAGGACACCAAUUUUACCGCAUACAACGCAUUCAUUACGAGCCAAAUCCCACAAAGGGUGGUAGCUGCAGACAUGUUGAGUGGAUUCGCAACCUAUCUUUCGGCAUUAAGCAGCAACCCAAACAAUCUUCAUUCGCUGGAGGACAUUCGUAACUUCACGCAGCACAGCCCUGAAGAAGGCUACCCAUUGCGGGACACAGAGGCUUGGGACAUGGCCAUCUUAGCCGGAAUGAACAAUUCAUCACCAGGUUUCUGGCACUUAUACCAACAAUCUCUCUUUUUCGGCGAAGAAGGAGGCUUGCUGGGCACGCUUUCACGACAUAAUCUCGAUGCCAUCAUCCUCCCGUCGCGUCUGUCGGCCGACAUUCCAGGUAUUAUUGGUAGCCCGAUAAUCACGGUCCCGUUUGACGCAUUCCCCGCCGGUACUACCACUUCGUACAAUUUGCGUGGAGACCUCGUUGAUGCAGCACCAGGUGUUCCGUUGGGCAUUAGUUUCCUAGGGCAAAAAUGGAGUGAGGAGUCUCUUAUAGCCAUGGCUUUUGCAUUUGAACAACGAACAACGGCACGCAAAAACCUUACUCGCUUUGUUGAGCCGAAAACAGAACUGGCAGAUUUGAAGAAGGGUUCGGAAUGA